GUUCUGCCCCAAAUCCACUUGGUGCAUGUCCUGCAUGCAGGGACUCGACAAACCCACGUCGUCUUCCAGUGGUUGGCAUCCCGUGUCAGCCAGAAACAUUUCUUCAUCCCCAUCCCUGCGCCCCUUGCUCUCAGCGGUUGCACUGCCAAUGGACGGACCGCGGUGAGCGAGAACGAUGCGUCAAUUUCUUUCCUUGUUUUGGCUCUCGUUUCUUUCCUUGGUCUUUUUCUCCCCUUCUGCAGCCUCUGCCGCCGACUACCAUGAACAGCUUGUGCUGAGGCCGCUGCCUCAGUCGGCGCUCCUGGCCAGCUUCAACUUCCGUUCCAACACCACCGUCUCCGAAUUCGAGAAGGGCAACUUCCGCUUCUUCCCCCGGUCGCUCGGCCAGAUCUUGCAGCAUGCGGGCACGCGCGAACUGCACCUGAGGUUCGGUCUGGGCAGGUGGGAUGCCGAGAGCUGGGGCGCCAGGCCGUGGGACGGCGCGAGAGAGGGUGGAACGGGCGUUGAGCUGUGGGCGUGGCUUGAGGCGGACACAGACGAAGAAGCCGACCGCAAAUGGCUGACCCUCACCAACGCCCUCUCGGGCCUCUUUUGCGCCUCGCUCAACUUCAUCGAUGGCACCCGUACGACGAGACCCGUCAUGUCCUUCCAGCCGGAAGGCGAUCACGCCACCGUUUCGAACCUGCAUCUCCUCUACGGCGUGCUGCCCCACGAAGUGGUUUGCACCGAGAACCUGACACCAUUUUUGAAGCUCCUGCCUUGCAAGGGCAAGGUCGGAAUCGCAACACUGCUGGAUGGUCACAAGCUGUUCGAUGCGUCGUGGCAGAGCAUGGCCAUUGACAUCCGGCCGGUCUGUCCGGCCGACGGAGAGUGUGUCCUUCAGAUUGAGCAGACCAUCGACAUGGUUCUCGAUAUUGAGCGGUCCAAGCGACCCAGGGGCAAUCCCAUUCCCAGACCUCCGCCCGGUCACGAACUGCCGUGCGACACCUCGAAGCCGUAUCAUUCCCACGACACAUGCUUCCCCGCAGAUCACACGGCGAACCAGGACUGGUCGCUCUCCCAGAUCUUCGGCAAGCCCAUGAAGGGCACCUGUCCCCUGACCGACCCCACCGUUCCGCCAGUCUGCAUCCACGUCCCCGACACCCGCAGCGUUUUCGUCUCCGAAGGGGUCCGCGAGAACAAGAGCGCCUCAGGCGCCUCGCGCUGCUUCGAGAUCCCGCCCUCCGCCGACUUCGACAUGGUCCUGCCGCGCCCAAGCGAGAGCGACCCAGCCGCCAACCAAACCCCGGACAGCGCCAUUGUCCCCCCCGAAACCCCCCUCCUCUACGCCGAGCGCAGCUUCACCGGCCACGGCCAAGAGCGCGGCGGCGUACAGACCAUCCUGCGCAACCCGAGCCCAGACGCCGCCGUCGAGUUCAUCUACAUGGAGUCGCUGCCCUGGUUCAUGCGCAUCUACCUGCACACGAUGGAGGCGCGCGUCGUCGCCGGCGCCGGCGGCUCCGCCCACGCCCGCGCCCGCCCGGACGAGUCGUCGUCCCUGAUUCAGCAGGUCUUCUACCGGCCGGCCGUCGACCGCGCCCGCGGCACCCAGCUGGAGGUGCGCAUGCGCGUGCCGCCGGCCGCGACCGUCUUCCUGACCUACGACUUUGAAAAAUCCAUCCUGCGCUACACCGAGUACCCGCCCGACGCGAACCGGGGCUUUGACGUCGCCGCCGCCGUCAUCACCAUCCUCGACCCGGAUCACCCCGGCCCGCGCUCGGACCAGGGCAGCCCUGCCGCCGGUGCAGGUACCAGCAGUAGCAGUAGCAGGGGAAGUGGCGGUGGCCGCCGCUUCGCGGCCUACACGCUGCGCACGACCACGCUGCUGUGCAGCCUGCCGACGCCCGACUUCAGCAUGCCGUACAACGUCAUCAUCUUCACCUCGACCGCGAUCGCGCUGGCGUUCGGCGGCGUGUUCAACAUCCUGGUCCGCCGCUUCGUGGCCGCUGAUGAGGGCCCCGAGGCCGGAUUGGCGGUGCUGGUCGGUAGGUUGAAGGGCCGGCUGCUACGCGGGGCGGGGCAGGCGGUGAAGGGGAAGAGUUAGUUAGGUACCUAGGUAGUUGGUUGGUGUAGGUGGCAAGGUUUUGUAGGUCUGAUAGACUGUUUCAAUUUAAUGCUGGAGAAUCGUAUGUCGUUGAUGUCCAUUGUGGCAUGUGCAAGCAGUCAGUGACAUGCCUGUGCUGUACCUCUAGGCUUCACUCUGGGUUUGCCUGAACUCGUCUGUCUCCUUCGCGAUCAAGGCAUGGUGAACUACAGC
Messenger RNA from Thermothielavioides terrestris NRRL 8126, 2296 nucleotides. RefSeq lists its product as uncharacterized. Bases 176 to 2083 code for a protein of 635 amino acids. Gene Ontology annotation, cellular component: GPI-anchor transamidase complex. Gene Ontology annotation, biological process: attachment of GPI anchor to protein. The record is from RefSeq and is a predicted model, not a curated record. The transcript is spliced from 3 exons. Lineage: Eukaryota; Fungi; Ascomycota; Sordariomycetes; Sordariales; Chaetomiaceae.